CCGCUCCGAGAGAGCGCGGCGUCACAGCGGCACGACGAGACGGAGCGGGUAGAGCGGCACGUAGCCGCGGUCCUCCGGAGCGGCGGCGCCGAGGAAGCGGAAGUAAUCAUCUGGGCGCCGGAAAUGGUGUUCGCCGCGGUGGUCGCGUGGGUUUAAGCCGGGCCUCGCCGUGAUCCCAGCUGUGCCGCCAUGACGCAGGCGGAGAUAAAGCUGUGCUCCCUGCUGCUGCGAGAGCAUUUCGGGGAGAUUGUGGAGAAGGUGGGGACAUACCUGGUGAGGACGGGCAGCCAGCCACUGCGGGCCAUCUGUGCUGACACCGGGCUGGCGUUGGACCAGGUGAGGAAGGCGCUGUGCGUCCUCAUCCAGCACAACCUGGCCGCCUACCAGCUGCAGAAGCGCGGCUGCGUGGAGUACGAGGCUCGGUGCCGCCGGGUGCUGCGCAUCCUGCGCUACCCGCGCUACAUCUACACAGCCAAGGCGCUGUACGGCGACACCGGGGAGCUGCUGGUGGAGGAGCUGCUCCUCAAUGGCAAAAUGACGCUGAGCGCCGUGGUGAGGAAGGUGGCGGAUCGGCUGACGGAGACCAUGGAAGAUGCUCCAGACCCGCCUGCACACCGACCUGUGCGACCUGCUGCAGGAACUGCUUUGGCAGGGGGUUGGACUCCGAGAUCUCUGCAGCUCCCUUCCAACCCCGGUGAUUCUGCGAUGCCACCGUGCAGAGCCUUACGUUAA
Molecule: messenger RNA, 732 nt
Organism: Lagopus leucura (white-tailed ptarmigan)
Lineage: Eukaryota; Metazoa; Chordata; Aves; Galliformes; Phasianidae
Product: DNA-directed RNA polymerase III subunit RPC3-like
Exons: 4
Coding region: 190-732 (180 amino acids)
Cellular component (GO): RNA polymerase III complex
Molecular function (GO): single-stranded DNA binding
Source: RefSeq, a predicted model, not a curated record